AUCUCCAACACAACACUCUCUUUGGAUUCAUCGAACACACUCCGUCCUCUCUUCUCUCGGCGAGCCAAAUGACGACGUCGUUUCAAACAACGCCGACUGCCACGUCAACACCGGCGAUAUUUCCUUCCAAAAAUGCCCCGAAGUCAUUGGCUUUAUUACCAUUUUGCCAUCGUCAUCAUCAUCAUCAUCGCCAUUACAAUCAUUUACAUAACAAAGUAUCAUCACGGUUCUCUAUUACGCCUAAAUUCCAAUUCUCUUGUAAGGGUCUGCAUUCUAGUUGGAAUCAUUCAGCUGUGGGAAGAGCCCAAUUGAAUGAGGUUGCUGUUGGUGGAUCUUCAAACGAUGCAGCUACUCCAUCAGAAGAGGUGAAAUCACCAAGUGAAACUUCAUAUGCAACUUCGGUGUCAGAGGAAACAAUAUCUAACUUUAUUAGCCAAGUUUCAAGCCUUGUCAAGCUAGUUGAUUCUAGGGAUGUUGUGGAGCUGCGGUUAAAACAACUUGAUUGUGAAAUUUUAAUCCGUAAGAAGGAGGCCCUACCACAACCACCUUCUCCUGCUCCUGCACAAAUUCCAGUUUCACAAUCAUAUCAUGUGUCAUCUGUACAAUCUAGCGCACCUCCUGCACCUGCAGCUGCUCCUCCUCCAAUUCAAACCCCUGCACCUCCUCCAGCCGCAGCAAAGUCAGCUGAUUCAUCUCUUCCACCGCUCAAAUCCCCAAUGGCAGGGACAUUCUAUAGAAGUCCAGCACCUGGUGAACCAGCAUUUGUGAAGGUCGGAGACAAAGUGCAGAAGGGUCAAGUUCUUUGCAUUAUUGAAGCAAUGAAAUUGAUGAACGAAAUAGAGGCUGAUCGGUCAGGAACCAUCGUUGAGGUUGUUGCUGAAGAUGCAAAACCUGUUAGUGUUGAUACUCCUCUGUUUGUCAUCAAACCAUAGAAUUGUUCGAGCGAGACACGGUAAACAUUAUGCGGAGAAAGUUGGAAGGUGUUUACUUUGGUUUUGUGAUAUCUUGCUGUAUUUAGUAUGUUUACAUUUUGCAAUGACUGAUAGUGAUGGAAUAGAUGAUUCUUGCUGAAACUCAUUAGGAGAGUUUAUUUAAUGUGAGGUAUUCUUUUGCGUUUUAUGGACAGUGGUUUGUUUUUUCCUGUCUUUUAACAUAUCAUGUGAGGUUUGUGCCUCAAAAACAAUCUCAUCAAGUUGAGGUAAUUAAGAAAUUAAGGAUUUUAUGCAGUUGAAUUAUUCA
Molecule: messenger RNA, 1239 nt
Organism: Lycium ferocissimum
Lineage: Eukaryota; Viridiplantae; Streptophyta; Magnoliopsida; Solanales; Solanaceae
Product: biotin carboxyl carrier protein of acetyl-CoA carboxylase, chloroplastic-like
Exons: 7
Coding region: 69-932 (287 amino acids)
Biological process (GO): fatty acid biosynthetic process
Cellular component (GO): acetyl-CoA carboxylase complex
Molecular function (GO): acetyl-CoA carboxylase activity
Source: RefSeq, a predicted model, not a curated record